UCAUAAUUAGAACUAAAGUUAUGGCCAGUGGUGCGUAACUUUUGAAUAACCCUGUAUCAAUGCCAACGGAGUACAACAAACGGAAGAACUGAAUCUUGAAGGUUGUCAUGAACCUGAAAUGAAUGUGGAAGAAUCAGACUCACCUAACACACACGAUUCUUCGGAAACCGAGACGAUGAGAACAUUUUGGAGUAGAAAACUGAGUGAUUCAGCAGAUUUUGAAGAUGUUUGUGAGCUCUUUUUAUCUCUGGUCUUUGAGGAUAGGACUUACAAGCUUUUGAACGACAAAACAACUACCAAGAAAGAUGUCUGGGAACGUAUUGCCAAGGCCAUGGAUGACCUCGGCUUGCACAUGCCUGUCAACUCAUUGGCUGAAGCCGCUAACAAAUGCGCAUCGAAGUUUAGGAAUCUAGCUAAAGAUUAUAAAAAGUAUUUACUGAAAACUACAGAAACCGGAGGGAGUUACGCAGAGCCCUGCGCAUAUUUCAAUGUAAUCCAUCCAUAUUUUAAACUUAGAGCAGAUUUAAAUCCUCAGAACAUAAAGAAUUCCCGUAAACCAGUUGCUACUAAUUCAGCUCCCAGUAAUGAAUCCGUUGAUUGUUUGAAGUUUGCAGACAACAUAUGUCCUUCCACGUCUGCAUUUUCGCGUCCCUCCAAUUCUCAAGCAACAAGAAAUAUUCUCUCAGUAAAUAGCCCUUCCGUAGCGGUUCCCAAGACUCCAGAGCUCGUACCGAAAGUCCACAACUCUUCAAAAUCAACUCCCGCAUCAGCAACAUCUUUUAACUCAACGCCUUCAAGUGUUACUUUUGAUACAGGAGUGAUGAUGGAACCCGAUGAAGAGUAUGUGAUGGAAAAUCCGCAUGAUGUUGUGCUUCCUCCAAGAACACCUUCAUCAAGCAAGACUUCUUCAACCAGUGAAACUUCUUCGUCAGAUAAACCAUCCUCAUCACGUCACACAAAUGUCAAGAAACGUUUGAAACCGAGGGCUACCACUACAAAUCAUGAACUCAUGACCUUCAUGCAGAAAACGGAACAAGAAGAUAGAGAAUUCCGAAAGAAGCAACUGGAAAUACAGGAAGAGGAAAUGAAUCAGGGUCGAAAGAUGAUAGACAUUUUGAAUAUUAUGGUACAGUUGAAAAGAGAAAAGCGACCCAAAAAGUCGAGCAAGAAAAGGAGGAAGGGGUCAAAAGAAAAUGUGAGGAUUGACUCUAGCAGUGAUUCUUCUUCAGAUUCUGACUAGUCGAUCU
Molecule: messenger RNA, 1247 nt
Organism: Bemisia tabaci
Lineage: Eukaryota; Metazoa; Arthropoda; Insecta; Hemiptera; Aleyrodidae
Source: RefSeq, a predicted model, not a curated record